AUGUCACCGAGUAUUCUUGUCCUCGCUUCGAUCGACCGUUUAUUGAUUUCAUCGGCCAAUGUCGAUAUUCGUUUGUACAGUUCAAGUCGUCUGGCAUACUUUUCUCUUAGUAUAACCCUUGUCGUCUGGUGUAUUUACUAUAUUCAUGUUCCUGUCAAAUUCGAUACCUAUCAAAUGAAUCCCGUGAUCUUUCUAUGUAUAUUUGAACUAACAGGACCCUAUCCAGAUUUCUUACAUUAUUCUCAGUUGAUAAUCAAUGUUGUGCUAUUUUUACUUAUGGUCGUGCUGUCGAUAUACUCGUGGAAAAAUGUCUGUCAAAUGAAAUUAGCUCCACCUGAACAACGGCACGUUGUUCGAAAGAUGCACAAGAAGGAUUUCCAAAUGCUUCGCUGUUUAUUUGCAAUGAACGUUAUUCAUGUCAUCGGCGACAGUCUCAUCAUGACGUAUACCAUCUAUAAAGCGUCAACUAGAUUUGAAGUAUUGACAGCUUGGGAACAGAAUCGCAAUGAUUUUAUAUCCAACCUUGGCAUAUUCGUGCAUUUGAUAGCAAAUUGUACCGAUUUUUAUAUCUAUGUUAUUACUUCCAGGUCCUUUCGUCAAGAAUUGAAGCGUUCAUUUUGGAAAAUAGUGAGUCUGAAAGCUGUAGAGGCGCGACACAUAAAUAACGAACAGUUGGAACUACCUAAUGUCAGUGCUGUUUCACUCCCGAAAUGA
This is a messenger RNA of Adineta ricciae, 714 nucleotides long. The record is from the annotation of a GenBank genome assembly. Lineage: Eukaryota; Metazoa; Rotifera; Eurotatoria; Adinetida; Adinetidae.